This is a messenger RNA of Fomitopsis serialis, 1614 nucleotides long. RefSeq lists its product as uncharacterized. The transcript has 11 exons. NCBI's taxonomy places the organism in Eukaryota, Fungi, Basidiomycota, Agaricomycetes, Polyporales, Fomitopsidaceae. Bases 1 to 1614 code for a protein of 537 amino acids. The record is from RefSeq and is a predicted model, not a curated record.
AUGGCUGGGCUGGAAGCUCCCGAGGAAUGGAAGAAAGGGGAGCUCCAUUCCGGAGACUGCCAACAAGACUGCCGACAAUCAAUUCAUUGGCCACCCCUAUCACUAGAGCUCGUUGAGCAUACCACCUUCGCACCAAAUGCAACAGCCGUCUACAUCAUGGUCACUGACUUCCGCAUCCUCAAAGCGGUCAGGAGGGAGGCAGAGGACACUGUGGAGGAGUUGAACACCAGGGACGAGGACACUCUGGGCCAGCCGAUUACCUUAGGCUCGUCAAGAAUCCGGGACAUCUAUGCAAAAACAUCAAGAAUGCAUUUUGAUUGUUGCGACAACAUUGAAGUUGGGACUGUAGCAGAUGUUCAUGCAGCAUCUGUUACACUUGAAGGCACUACAGAUCUCAGGACUAGACUUGGCAAUGGUGAGGAGCUCCAGUGGAUGAUAGACAGCCUUCCUGGUCUUUGCGCCAAGUUGAUGUGCACAUUGCGGUCCUUUCCUAUAGGCACUCCAUCUGGCACAGGUACCAAAACCGAUGAAACAGGGGAAAAACAGUGCAUAUUCGACGUAUUGGAGAAACAUGGGUGUGGAGCGAGCAGACAUUUCCAACAUCACUGUGACAAGAGCCCUGUGUCCGACAGUGCUACAUCGUUCAUGAACGAUGCAUCCGACCUGUUGUAUACAUCUGCAGUGAUUGUAGCCGGCAGUGCUGUAUCGUCGGAUGCAUCGUUCAUGAAUGAUACAACACUGCCGGCUACAAUCACUGCAGAUACCAUGCAAUUAUUAAGAAUGCAGGCAGAAACCGAUGAGCUCUACCAUGUAACCGUGGUCUGCUUGGAGAACAUGUCCCUUCUUCUGUGGGAUGGAAUGCCCAGCGCAUGCGAGCAGCGAGCAGGGGGAACAAGAGGUGUUGGAGGAGGUCCUUCGCCUCGCACAAACAAUGGAACCACCAGCGAGACUAGGAGGAUGGGCGUACCUAGGGGAAAUUGUGCGAAUCCCGGGGGAUUAGCUGAGGCAGAGGGGGAGAAAGUCAUUGUCGAGACGUUCAUUUAUUAUCGGGAGGCCUUCUCGCCGGUGAAUCUGCUGCUCGUGUGGCAUGUCAGCAAGGAUAGCCUCGUUUUAUCCUUCGAUCAACCGCUAUUUACGCAAGUCUUUGGUGUUCUGAGCCCUUACAAAGGGCUCUCCUUCGGCAAAGAGACACACUUCAAAAUUGACCAAUACAGCAUGAAGGACCAGUCCUUCAUGACCACAUCCAAGCAACCGCUACGUCGUAGCCACCUCUUUCCACACCGUCUCACUCUCGUCCCCGUCUUCAAGCUGGGAUCCGUUACCUUGGCCGCUCACGCCCCUGACUACGUGCGUGGCGUGAAGGUCGAUCUUCUACCCAUGUGCGUGCUCAAAGUGUCCUUCAUGGACGGGCCAUUUCUGUGGCCGAGUGUGUACGACCACCAUCCUCAUGAGUACAAGAACAUUACGUGGGUGGUUCGUCGGAAGUUCUUGAAGCUGGAGUCAGUCACGGUCAAUGCAGCACUGGCAGAUCAAGCAGCUGAAGACUUUGCGCAGGAGCAGGAGCCGGAGAUUUGGCUUGUGGAGGAUGGGGUGGAGACCCUCAUUGUUACGUAG